Hibiscus syriacus is the source of this 702-nucleotide messenger RNA. Its product is annotated as protein FAR1-RELATED SEQUENCE 5-like. The transcript has 3 exons. The record is from RefSeq and is a predicted model, not a curated record. The coding region runs from base 1 to 702 and encodes 233 amino acids. Gene Ontology annotation, biological process: regulation of DNA-templated transcription. Lineage: Eukaryota; Viridiplantae; Streptophyta; Magnoliopsida; Malvales; Malvaceae.
AUGUCAUUUGGAUGUGCAUUGGUUGUGAAUAAGAAAGAUGAUACAUAUGUGUGGGUGUUGCAACAAUUGAUUGAAGCUGGAGAUGGCCACAGACCUCUUACUGUUAUUACUGAUAGAGAUAAGGCCAUGACAAAUGCCAUUGCUGAAGUACUACGCGGGGUAAAACAUAUAUUGUGUUUAUGGCAUAUAAUGAGGAAGGUGCAGUCUUGUACUGAUCACAGUUUUCUGGAUGGGUUUUUGAGAUGUACUGACAAGUGUAGAACUAAAUCAGGUUUUGAAAGGGUUUGGAAAGAAUUAGUAGGAAAACACAAAGUUCAAGGAAGGAGAUGGUUUCAAGAAUUGUAUGAAGAUAAAGAGAAAUGGGCAGAAACAUAUUUGCAAGGAUAUUUUUAUGCAGUAAUGAGGACUAAUCAACGGUGCAAGUCAAUGAAUAGAACAUUGAAAACUUGGUUAGACAGAAAGGUAAGGUUGUAUCGAUUUGUUGAGAACUAUCAUAAACAACUAAAAUCUCUAAGAUGGGAGGAAGGUCAUCAAGACAACAAAACAAAUGAUGAACAAUCGUAUUGUGACGAUGUGUUGGCAAGUUUAAAAUGUAAUGCAGUCCAGACUAUUUAUGUGAAGAAAGAUGUUGGAUUACAAAAUAAGGAUGCAGAUGUUGAAGAUAAUAAUCCAUCAGCAGUUCAAGAAGGUAUUCCACUAUAA